GAGCGGGGCCGGUGUUCCAUGGAACAGCCCCGGCCCGGCCGGAGCCGCGCUGAGCAGGGCCGGGGCACCGGAUUCCUCCGGGCCGCGGGAAGCUGACGCGCCGGCCUAAGAAUAGCGCGGGCCGGGGCUGCGGCCGGAGCUGCUGAUGAAAUCGCAGCCGCGAGCGUUGGAGUCUUUGGACCUUCCCAUGCUCGGGACCUUUGACUCAUAAGAGGCUCCUGCAGAGGAGGAGGAGGAGGAGAGGAGAGGAAGGAGAGGCAGGAGGAGGGAGCAGAGCCCGGUCCGGAGCGGGGCAGCUGCGGGGGCGCUCGCAGAGGCGCUGCAUGAGGAGUUUUCGGACAAGAUGCUCUCCCUGAAGAAGUACUUCACGGAGGGGCUGAUCCAGUUCACCAUCCUGCUGAGCCUGGUCGGGGUGCGCGUGGACGUGGACAGCUACCUGAGCUCGCAGCUGCCGCCGCUGCGCGAGAUCAUCCUGGGCCCCAGCUCGGCGUACGCGCAGACCCAGUUCCACCAGCUGCAGAACACGCUGCACGGCUAUGGCAUCCACCCCAAGAGCGUCGAGCUCGACUCCUUCUUCAGCGCGCGCCGCCUGCUGAGCCAGGUGCGCGCCCUGGACCGGCUGCGGGUGCCCAGCACCGAGCUCAGCGCCUGGCUGGUGCACCGCGAGCCCGAGGCGCCGCAGGACGGCGGCGGCGGCGCCGACCGCGACACCGGGGCCGAGCAGGGCUUUGGCGACGAGCUGGAGGACCUGGGAGCCGUGGCAGCGCCCGCCAACGGGGAUCUCACCAAGGAGGACAUCGAUUUGAUUGACAUCCUGUGGAGACAGGAUAUUGAUCUCGGCGCUGGGCGAGAGAUUUUUGACUACAGCCACCGUCAGAAAGAGAGCGAAGUGGACAAAGAGCUGAGCGAUGGGAGGGAGCGCGGGGACAGCUGGAGGAGUGCAGGGAAUGAGGUCUUGGAUAGAAUCCCGCUAGUUGAUGGAGAGACCGGGGAGAGUUUCCCUGCGCAGGUGCCCGGAGCGGAGGAUCAGACAGCCCUGUCCCUGGAGGAGUGCCUUAGGCUGCUGGAGGCCACCUUCCCCUUCGGGGACAAUUCCGAGUUCCCAGCUGCCGAUGUCUCGGCCCUGAGCGAGGCCGUGCCCGGGCAGAGCCGGGCCCCGGGCGGCGCCCCCGGCCUGCUGUCCCCUCUGCUGGCCGAGACCGAGUCGCCCUUCGACCUGGAGCAGCAGUGGCAGGACCUGAUGUCCAUCAUGGAGAUGCAGGCCAUGGAGGUGAACAGCACGAGCGCCGAGAGCCUCUACGGCGGCACGGGCGGGGACCUGCUGGCGUCCAACUACAGCCUGGCGCCCGGCACGCCCAUCAACCAGAACGUGAGCCUGCAUCAGGCCUCGCUGGGCAGCUGCUCCCAGGACUUCUCGCUCUUCAGCUCGGACAUGGAGAGCCCCUCCAUGGCGGGCGGCUCGGCCCUGCUGCAGCUGGCGCCCGACAACUCCACCGGCCUCAACAGCACCUUCGGCUCCACCAACCUGAGCGGGAUCUUCUUCCCGCCGCAGAUGAACGGCACGGCCAACGAGACGGCCGGGCCCGAGCUGCCCGACCCGCUGGGGGGGCUGCUGGACGAGGCCAUGCUGGACGAGAUCAGCCUGAUGGACUUGGCCAUCGAGGAGGGCUUCAACCCCGUGCAGGCCUCGCAGCUGGAGGAGGAGUUCGAUUCCGACUCAGGUCUUUCCCUGGAUUCCGGCCACAGCCCCGCGUCCCUGAGCAGCUCCGAAGCCUCGUCCUCGUCGUCCUCUUCCUCUUCGUCCUCCUCCUCCUCCUCGUUUUCCGAGGAAGGCGCCGUGGGCUACAGCUCGGACUCGGAGAACGUGGACUUUGAGGAGGCGGAAGGGGCGGUUGGCUACCAGCCAGAGUACAGCAAGUUCUGCCGCAUGAGCUACCAGGAGCCGGCGCAGCUGCACUACCUGCCUUACCUGGAGCACGUGGGCCACAACCACACCUACAACAUGGCCCCGGGCGCCCUGGACCCCGAGGAGCCCAAAGCGCCCGGCGCCGGCAAGAAGAGCGGCAAGGAGAAACCGUCGGAGCUGCUGGACAAGCAGCUGAGCCGCGACGAGCACCGCGCCCGCGCCAUGAAGAUCCCCUUCACCAACGACAAGAUCAUCAACCUGCCCGUGGAGGAGUUCAACGAGCUCCUGUCCAAGUACCAGCUGAGCGAGGCCCAGCUCAGCCUCAUCCGCGACAUCCGCCGGCGCGGCAAGAACAAGAUGGCGGCGCAGAACUGCCGCAAGAGGAAGCUGGACACCAUCCUCAACCUGGAGCGCGACGUGGAGGAGCUGCAGCGCGACAAGUCCAAACUGCUCAGGGAGAAGGUGGAGUUCCUCAAGUCCAUCCGGCAGAUGAAGCAGAAGGUGCAGAGCCUGUACCAGGAGGUGUUCGGGCGGCUGCGGGACGAGCAGGGCCGGCCCUACUCGCCCAGCCGCUACGCGCUGCAGUACGGCAGCGACGGCAGCGUGCUGCUGAUCCCGCGCGCGCCCGCGCCCGCCGAGCCGCAGCCGCGCCGCCCCGAGCGCAAGCAGAAGGAGCGCAGGAAGUGAAGGCGGCGGCGGCGGCGGAAGGGAGAGCUGGGGCGAGGGAGGGCCGAGCCUGCCGGAGGUGCUUGCGGAGGGAACUUUGAUGCCGCCUUAUCCGACGCUGUCUCCUGGAGCCGCGCGCGGCGCCGGCGGCGCCGGGGACUCUGCGGGAGCCAGCGGCCGUCCCCGAGCGCGGGACGGGGCCCAGCCCGAGCCCGAGCUGCCACCGGACACCCCCGGGUGGUGCUGGGAGAGCAGGGACGAGCUGGCAUCGCUGCUGGGGAGGUUGGCACGAGGUGGAUAAAACAAAAAAAAAACACACAAAAAAAAAAUCCCACAAAAAAAAAACAAACUACUGUUAGGAACUGGCUUUAAGUAAGAGAAAAAAAAAACAAAAAACAAGAAAAAAAAAGAGAUUUAAGCGAAUGGACUUCAAACCAAGUUAUAGGAGAGACGUUUUUCUGAACUUCCAAAGUUCUGUGAUUUCAGGUAGUUGGUUGUUUUUAAUUUUUUUUUUCCCUUUUUUUUUUGUUUUUCUUUUGGUUCCUUUUUGGUUUUGUUUCCCUUUUUUUUCCUUUCAUCCCGACCCCGUUUUUUGCCAUCGGGUGUGUGUGUGAGAUAUUCCAGAUUUCUCCUUCCUCGACGGGAGAUCAGAUCAGACCAGGGCACACGUGGAGAGACACAACAAGUGGCGUGGCUUCCAUUAACCCCUUCCUGCCCGAGGGGGAGCAGGGCCGGGGGUGCCUCCCGUUAACCCUUUCCUGCCUGGGGAGGAGCAGGGCCGGGGGUCACUCCCGUUAACCCUUUGCUGCCUGGGGAAGGGUGAGGAGCCCAUGGAGGGAGAAGGGGAGGGCAGGAGCAGCAGGGUCCCAGCUGAGCCGAGCACCCGGGCCCGGCUGCUUCUGAAUUGGGGUCAGGAACAGCACAAGGGGAGCGCUGGGACCCCCGAUCGCCCCUCGAGCCCCCACAACAGCUGCGGGUCCCCGUCCCACAACCACGCUUGGGUUUCUGAAGGGUUCCAGCCUUGACUUUUUUUCCUCUCCCCCCUUUUAGGGUCUAGAAGUGCUUGUGUUGAGUAAAAAAAACAAACAAACAAAAAAAAAACCUAAAAAAAAAAAAUUACAAAAAGAAAAAAAGCCAAAAAAAAACAAAAAAAAAAAGGGAGAAGCCCAACGGUUCAAAGCUGCUCAAUGUUCUCUUUGCCAUAAGGAUUCCGUGUAACCGUGUGAUCACAUUAUAGGAUUCUCUUCUGUCCCCAGAGGUGUUGGUCUGACUUCCUUUGUUUUUCAGGAGGGGGGUGGGGGUAGUGCCUUGAUCACUGUCAGGUCUCCACGCCUCGGAGACCAUCCUAGAGCUGUAUUUCCAUAUAGCACAGCUGGGAGUGUUCUGACUUUACCAGCAACCAGAAAAAAAAAAAAAUAGAGAAAUUAUAAAAAAAAAAAAAUUAAAAAAAAAGGAAAAAAAAAGCUUAAAAAAAAUAAAUAAAAUGAAUAAAAUGAAAAUAAACGGCUUUUCCGAGCCAGUCCUGUGCACGGGAUCCAGGCAGGAUCCCGGGGUGGCGCUUCCAGGCCCGCUGGCAGGAUAGGAUGUGUGUGGGUUUGUGGGAAUGUUCUCCAGGAUUUUGGGAAUGCUUGGAGCUGGGAUGGGCCGGGCGGGGGUCCCGAGCCCCUCCGGCCCCCCGGGAAUGAAGCACAAGGGGAUGUGGGGAGGUUGGCACGGAGAGAGAGCCCUGUGCGUGUGGGUAAAUUAUUUCUUUUUGUUUCCUCUUAGAAACUUGUUUUGAUUUGAAUGUCAGGGAGAGAAGAGAGAUUGUUGUGAGCACAGGACAAAAAAAUAAAAACGGCUUAUUCACUGUA
Zonotrichia leucophrys gambelii is the source of this 4425-nucleotide messenger RNA. It is a transcript of the gene NFE2L1, whose product is annotated as NFE2 like bZIP transcription factor 1. The coding region runs from base 344 to 2593 and encodes 749 amino acids. Gene Ontology annotation, molecular function: RNA polymerase II cis-regulatory region sequence-specific DNA binding; DNA-binding transcription factor activity, RNA polymerase II-specific. Gene Ontology annotation, cellular component: nucleus. The record is from RefSeq and is a predicted model, not a curated record. Gene Ontology annotation, biological process: regulation of transcription by RNA polymerase II. The transcript is spliced from 7 exons. Lineage: Eukaryota; Metazoa; Chordata; Aves; Passeriformes; Passerellidae.